Messenger RNA from Lolium perenne, 972 nucleotides. Its product is annotated as remorin. Lineage: Eukaryota; Viridiplantae; Streptophyta; Magnoliopsida; Poales; Poaceae. The record is from RefSeq and is a predicted model, not a curated record.
ACCGGUCAGGUGCAGAGUGCAUAACAAGCAGUUGCGUCUGCCUCCCUGUCUACCUUCCUCUGUGAGCUACUGCAUCUUCGCUCACCAACUUAAGCAACCUGUAGAGCCCUUUCCGUCAAGACGAAGUUGAGAGAGCAGAUGGCGGCUGGGGAGGCCAAGAAGGUGGAGUUGGAGGCGGCCACCAAGGACAUCGCCGAGGAGAAGGCCAUCGUGCCCGUCGCCGACGACUCCAAGGCCAUCGUCGCCGUCGCCAAGGAUGCUGAAGGUCACAAAGGUUCAUCUGAAAGAGAUGCUUAUCUCACCAAGAUUAUGUCCGAGAAGAGACUGACGCUGAUCCACGCCUGGGAGGAGAGCGAGAAAGCAAGAGCUGAGAACAGGGCCGCCAAGAAUCUGUCCUUCAUCACUUCAUGGGAGCACGCCAAGGAAGCAGAGCUGGAGGCCGGAUUGAAAAAGAUGGAGGAGCAACUGGAGAAGAAGAAAGCAUCGUAUAAGGAGAAGCUGAAGAACAAGCUCGCUGCGCUCCACAAGUCGGCCGAGGAGAAGAGAGCGAUGGCGGAGGCGAAGCGUGGGGAGGAAAUAGUCUUCGCGGAGGAAAUGGCUGCCAAGUACCGCGCAAAAGGCGAGGGCCCGACGAAGCUCUUUGGGCUCUUGAAAGCAUGAGAGCUGUGAUUCGAGGAAGGCGUCAACACUCCCUGCAGAGUGUACAUAUGUUGGACUGUUACCGACUAGUCUGGGACUUACAGAUUCGAUGCAUGACUUGUUAGUGGUGUGUACAUGUAUUUUGAAGGCCAUUGGUGUGUGUUUCUUUUGUUGGAAGGUUUCUUGUUUGGUUAAAUUUGUUAAGUAAUUGUGUAUAAGCAUAGGAGUGCAGGUCUGAUCUGAUGGAUUGAUAUAUUUAUUCUUUGUAUGUAAGUUUUGUUCGUUAAAGCAUUCGUUCAUAUGCAUUUGAGAAAUACUGUUCCAUUUGUCUCA